CGGGAGCGCGCACUUUGCCAGAGUCGGUGCUGCUGCUGCUGUGAGGAGAAGGAGAGCCGCAGUGAGGAUUUCAGUUCUCUCAUCACUGAUUCCGUUCUCUCGGGUUUACACCGACAUCACCAACCGGGCAACAUGCGCGAGAUCGUUCACCUGCAGGCGGGACAGUGCGGCAACCAGAUCGGAGCCAAGUUCUGGGAGGUGAUCAGUGAUGAGCAUGGCAUCGAUCCUACUGGAACCUAUCACGGAGACAGUGACCUGCAGCUGGACCGCAUCAGCGUCUACUACAAUGAAGCCUCAGGAGGGAAGUAUGUUCCUCGAGCCAUCUUGGUGGAUCUGGAACCAGGAACCAUGGACUCAGUUCGUUCUGGGCCAUUCGGGCAGAUCUUCAGACCUGACAACUUUGUCUUUGGCCAGAGUGGUGCUGGGAAUAACUGGGCCAAGGGUCACUACACAGAGGGAGCUGAGUUAGUGGACUCCGUCCUGGAUGUGGUGCGUAAGGAGGCCGAGAGUUGCGACUGCUUGCAGGGUUUCCAGCUCACCCACUCUCUGGGCGGUGGUACCGGCUCUGGCAUGGGCACGCUGCUCAUCAGCAAGAUCCGUGAAGAAUAUCCCGACCGUAUCAUGAACACCUUCAGCGUGGUGCCCUCGCCCAAAGUGUCCGAUACAGUGGUGGAGCCCUACAAUGCCACACUGUCUGUGCACCAGCUUGUGGAGAACACUGACGAGACCUAUUGCAUUGACAAUGAAGCUCUGUACGACAUCUGCUUCCGUACACUCAAGCUGACCACCCCCACUUAUGGAGAUCUGAACCAUUUGGUCUCAGCCACCAUGAGCGGAGUCACUACUUGCCUUCGCUUCCCUGGGCAGCUGAAUGCCGACUUGCGCAAGUUGGCUGUCAACAUGGUGCCAUUCCCACGUCUUCACUUCUUCAUGCCUGGUUUUGCACCCUUGACCAGCAGGGGGAGUCAGCAGUACCGCGCUCUUUCCGUCCCUGAACUGACACAGCAGAUGUUUGAUGCCAAGAACAUGAUGGCCGCCUGCGACCCGCGCCACGGCCGUUACCUGACCGUCGCUGCUGUGUUCCGCGGCCGCAUGUCCAUGAAGGAAGUCGACGAGCAGAUGCUCAACGUCCAAAACAAGAACAGCAGCUACUUUGUGGAAUGGAUCCCCAACAACGUCAAAACCGCCGUCUGUGACAUCCCACCUCGUGGCCUCAAGAUGGCCGCCACCUUCAUCGGCAACAGCACAGCCAUCCAGGAGCUGUUCAAGCGCAUCUCCGAGCAGUUCACCGCCAUGUUCAGGAGAAAGGCCUUCCUCCACUGGUAUACAGGAGAAGGAAUGGAUGAGAUGGAGUUUACUGAGGCUGAGAGCAACAUGAACGACCUCGUCUCGGAGUACCAGCAGUACCAGGACGCCACAGCCGAAGAGGGCGAGUUUGAGGAAGAGGGUGAAGAAGAGGCUGCCUAAAUCGCUCUCUGUCCUUCAUUCUAUCAUAUGAUUGCUUAUUUUGUGUUUUCUUGCUUAUCUUGCCACAUUCUUCCAGUUUUAAUCUUCCGGGUGUUUUGUGAAAGUGAAUCUGUUUGAGAUAAAAGCUCUCAUAGCUACAAUUCUCUCUUUAGAAAUGGAGUCUUGAUUUCCUGUGCUAUCUUGAAGGUAAUUUAGUCGGUUAAACUCUUAGUCUGUUGUUUUCCUGUCACGAUGAUACUCACAGUGCUCAUCAUAUAUACUUGUUUUACAGAAUAAAGCAACUUAAACUUCAGCUUCAAUUCAAUAAAAAUGUGGUUAAACAAA
Clarias gariepinus (North African catfish) is the source of this 1791-nucleotide messenger RNA. RefSeq names its product tubulin beta-4B chain-like. Gene Ontology annotation, molecular function: structural constituent of cytoskeleton; GTPase activity; GTP binding. Gene Ontology annotation, biological process: microtubule cytoskeleton organization; mitotic cell cycle. The transcript is spliced from 4 exons. Gene Ontology annotation, cellular component: microtubule; cytoplasm. Bases 133 to 1467 code for a protein of 444 amino acids. The record is from RefSeq and is a predicted model, not a curated record. NCBI's taxonomy places the organism in Eukaryota, Metazoa, Chordata, Actinopteri, Siluriformes, Clariidae.